UUUCGUGUUUAUCAUUAACCCAAAGCUGAGGAAAAAGUUGACAUGGAUGCCAAUAGUUGGAGGGCGGCGCAACCUCUUUCUCAGGCUCAGGGUGGUGACGCCACUGGCAUAGCAGCUGGGCCGGCUGCACCAGCACCGGCUUCAGGAGCCUUGGAGACGGGCGAUUGGCGGGCCCAACUUCAACCGGAUUCCAGGCAAAGGAUCGUUAACAAGAUAAUGGUAUCUUUAGAGCGACAUCAUCCAUUCUCCGGACAAGAGGGGCUGCAAGAACUUAAGAAAUUUGCUGUGAGGUUUGAGGAAAAAAUUUAUGCUGCAGCUACAAAUCAGUCAGAUUAUCUGCGGAAGAUAUCCUUAAAGUUGUUGUCAAUGGAGACAAAAUCAGCACAGAAUCCCAUGGCUAAUCCUCUGCAGGCUAAUAUUGCCAAUAGUAGUCAAAAUGUUCAAGGUAUAGGCAAUACUAGAUGUUUGUCUAGUUAGUGUAUGUUUGACAUAUCUGGAUGACCACUGACAGGGAUUCGUAGACUAUGGAUUAGGGUAGCAGGUAUGAUUGAGAGAAACUGGCAAACUGCUACGGGGUAUUUCAGAGCUUUCUUGGUUCAUUAGUUAGGGGUGCGUUAUGUGGACGUUUGGAGUACUUUGUUUACUUUCUUAUCUGCUUAUUUGCCUACCUACUUCUCUGUAUCCUUUUGACGUCGCUUUCUCGUUUCAUAGCUUGUCUUUAUUGCCCAUACAUUUUUGUAUACAGUUCAUGCUAACAUUCCAUUUGGUUGUCCUUUUCCUACUUCAAUUCAAUUUUUAAUGUAAAUCUUGAAAAUUAAAAAAAAAGCAUAAGAUUUUCAAAUUUAGUGACCUAACUCCCAAAUUUUCCUUGCCUUGAUUUUGAUGGAAACAUUUUCUCUAGUCCACAGGGUAGAUGCUCUCUCUAUCCUGGGAUUUUCAUGAGAUUAAAGUUUUUCAUAUGUUGUGGUUUAGGUUUUCCUUAACCCUUGCUUUUGAGAUGGACUUACUUGGGUAUGUUUGGUUUGUUUUUUACACAACUGCAACUACUUCAAAAUCUAGAUGGAAAGUGAAAGGCUAGAUGAAAGAUGUUAUUUUCUCUGUGCCGCUAAGAUUGUCUCAUCUUUCCUUUUCGGUCCAUCCCACUAAGAUUGUCACAUACUAAAUUUGGUAAAAUUUGUGUGAUUCUAAAUCAUUUUAACAUUAUUCUUACUUUAUCGAUUCAAUAUCUACCUCAUGUACCAAUGCUAGUGGGAAGGAGAUAGUAUAAUACUAGAUGAUGAUGAAAUGCGAGAUGACCUGAAAAAAUAUGUUCUACAAGAUUGGAUAAAAAGAUAGAUGGAGUAUGUAUAGUGACCUAAAAAGAUGCUACCUUUGUCCCUUUCUAGAUAGCCAUCUUUAACUUUUGUUGUCGAUAAAUUCCGAUCAAUCCUUGUUAAGUUGUUAGUAAUAUACUUUUGCGAAAAUUAUAAAUUUUAAACUUUGAUGAUCUUACUAUGCCAGAUUGUAUGGUAAAUUGAGAUUUUAUGACAAUGAUCCUGAUGACAGAAGUUACAAAGGAUUUGAAAAAGAUGGGUGGAAGAAACCAGUGAGUUCACAUGGCAUAUCAAUCAAGACCUCAAGAUAUCUGGGAGAGAAAUGCAUCGAGUGUUUAACACAUUCUUGAACAUGACUCGGAGUAACAACAAAAUGGAGUAAACUUAGUUCAUUUACAACACUAAAAAGGCUCCAAUUUGAUCGUCUUUUAUGUUUAGUUUAUUAUUAAAGCCAUGAAUUCUAAAUAUGGUGUUUUGUUUUUGUGAAAGAUGACUUUGUUUUGGUGAAUCAUGGUUUUUUAUGCAUUUGGAUCAAUAUGAUGUUACAUUAUAUCAUAUUUGGUAAUUAUAGAAUAGUGUAUGCGAUAUUAUUUAAGUAAUGCGCUUCAUCCGAGUCA
Molecule: messenger RNA, 1930 nt
Organism: Cuscuta europaea
Lineage: Eukaryota; Viridiplantae; Streptophyta; Magnoliopsida; Solanales; Convolvulaceae
Source: the annotation of a GenBank genome assembly